UUUAAUUUUCUCACUUGUUCAAUGGUUUUUUGAGUUUAUCUUUGAUUGAUUGAAAUUAUACGAUGAGAAGAGGCGUUAACAAUGGAACCGACGCGCUAGAGACGAUUAGCGCCGCCGCGUCUGCGAUCGCAUCGGCGGAGGCUCACGGCGCUCAUGCUUCUUCCCUUCAGAAAAGAAGGUGGAGAAGCUUCUGGAGCCUGUACUGGUGUUUCAGACCGAACAACAACAAACGAAUCGGACACGCCGUACUUGUUACGGAAACAUCUUCCUCAGACACCGCCUACACUCCGACAGCCGAACGCCCCUUCCAACCCCCAUCCAUAGUACUUCCUUUCACCGCACCUCCUUCGUCCCCCGCCUCCUUCAUUCCAUCAGAACCCCCGUCUUCCACCCAAUCACCGACCGGCCUAUUAUCACUUUCCUCUCCUUCCGGAAACAUCUAUUCUCCAAGUGGGCCCGCUUCAAUAUUCGCUAUAGGCCCUUACGCCCACGAGACUCAGCUAGUUUCUCCUCCUGUCUUCUCCACCUUCACAACGGAACCUUCUACCGCCCCUUACACCCCUCCCCCUGAGUUUUCAGCCCAUUUAACUACACCUUCCUCACCUGAAGUACCGUUCGCACGCCUUCUAGAACCUAAUCAGAGGUACCCUCUCUCUCAGUACGAGUUCCAAUCGUACCAGCUUCAACCUGGCAGUCCGGUCAGCCAUCUGAUCUCGCCUUGCUCUGGGAUUUCUGGUUCAGGCGCAUCUUCGCCUUUUCUUGACCGUGACUUUGCUGCCGUGCACCCCUUUUUCCUCGAGUUCGGGGGUGGAAACCCCCCUAGACGGGAUCAGUGGGAAUCGUGUCAGGAAUCUGGUGUGGUGACCCCUACUGAUGCCGUGGGUCCCAGAUCUCGCGAUAGUUGUGUCCUUUUGAACAGGCAGAAUUCGGAUAUCUCUCCACUUCCGGAUAAUUGUACUGGAUUGGAGAAUGAUGUAGCGGCAAUUGAUCAUAGAGUUUCUUUCGAGAUAACCGCGGAGAAAGUGAUAAGAUGCGUGGAGAAAAAGUCGCUCGAAACUGCACAGGAAUCAGUUGGGAAAAAACCGAUCGAAUUGAUUAACCGAGAAGAAGAUCAAACUGAAAUUGUUAAUGAGAAACGGCAUCAGAAGAAUCGAACAAUUACUCUUGGAUCAACCAAAGAAUUUAACUUUGAGGGAGGAAAUUGUGACGAACCUUGUGUUGAUUCAUCGGAGUGGUGGGUGAAUGAGAAGAAGGUUCCAAAAGAGGGCGGAGGUUCGUCUGAGAACUGGUCUUUCUUCCCGAUUUUGCAGCCAGGUGUCAGCUAGAAGCAGCAGCAGUGAAGAUUUAAAGUUUCGAUUUUGACUUGGCUUACGAAAUACUAUUAAUGCUGGAGGUAAAUUUGGGUAGGACUGACACUUUUACUUGAAUACUGUUCUUUGAGAUCUUUCCGAUCCGAAAACAGUUAGAUAGAACAAAGGGGGAAUUAUUCGUAGAAUUAUGGGGGUAUUUUACGACGUUCGAGACAGAAAUCCGUUGAAACGACGUGGUUUAGGUACUUAUAUAUAUUUUCUUGUAUAUGUAAAAUAAAAUUGAUAGAACUGUUUUAGACAUGGUGCUGCUACUGAAGCUGAUGAUGGAAACUGGUGAUACAUUAUAGGAUGGGGAAGUUUUCUGUCAAUCUAGCCUACAAUAAAGCUGUUCUAGUGUAAUGUUUUGACUUACCAUUUGUGUAUAUUCAAGUUUCGAUUCGCUUGCAAUGCUGGCUCGAUUUUAUCUGGAAGAAAAAAUGAAUAGGUACGAUUUUUUUCUUUUA
Messenger RNA from Erythranthe guttata (spotted monkey flower), 1813 nucleotides. RefSeq lists its product as uncharacterized. Lineage: Eukaryota; Viridiplantae; Streptophyta; Magnoliopsida; Lamiales; Phrymaceae. The record is from RefSeq and is a predicted model, not a curated record.